AUGAGUUCCCUCCGAUUUCUUGACUUGGUCAAGCCGUUCGUGCCGUUCCUCCCUGAGGUCCAGCAGCCGGAGACCAAGAUCCCCUUCAACCAGAAGAUGAUGUGGACUGCUCUGACACUUCUGAUAUUCUUGGUCAUGAGCCAGAUGCCCCUGUACGGCAUUGUCUCGUCAGACAACUCCGAUCCUUUAUACUGGCUGCGAAUGGUCAUGGCCAGUAACCGAGGAACAUUGAUGGAAUUGGGUAUCACCCCCAUUAUUUCUUCUGGCAUGGUCUUCCAGCUCCUUGCUGGCACCCACAUGAUUGAUGUCAACCUCGACCUCAAGUCCGACCGCGAGCUUUACCAGACAGCCCAGAAGCUCUUCGCCUUCAUCCUGUCCGCUGGUACCGCCACCGUCUACGUCUUCACUGGCCUCUACGGUCCUCCCUCCGACCUUGGCGCCGGCAUUGUCUUCCUGCUGAUUCUUCAGCUUGUUGUUGCUGGCAUGAUCGUCAUUCUCCUUGAUGAGCUUCUCCAAAAGGGCUACGGUCUUGGCAGCGGCAUCUCCCUGUUCAUCGCCACCAACAUUUGCGAGUCCAUCAUGUGGAAGGCCUUCUCCCCUACCACAAUCAACACUGGCCGUGGUCCCGAGUUCGAGGGAGCCGUCAUUGCCCUCUUCCACCUGUUGAUGACCUGGCCCAACAAGCAGCGCGCUCUCCAGGAGGCUUUCUACAGACAGAACCUGCCCAACAUCAUGAACCUCCUGGCUACCAUCUUGGUUUUCGUCGCCGUCAUCUAUCUCCAGGGUUUCCGCGUCGAGAUCCCCGUCAAGUCUUCCCGCCAGCGUGGUGCGCGCGGCUCUUACCCCGUCCGCCUGUUCUACACCUCCAACAUGCCCAUCAUGCUGCAGUCCGCUCUGUCCUCCAACGUCUUCCUGAUCAGCCAGAUGCUGUACUCACGCUUCUCUGAGAACCUCCUCGUCCGUCUUUUCGGUGUCUGGGAGGCCUCAGAUGGCUCUGCUCAGCUUCACGCCGUUUCUGGUAUCGCCUACUACAUGUCUCCUCCUCUCAACUUCAAGGAUGCCCUUUUGGACCCCAUCCACACCGCAGUCUACAUCAUCUACAUGCUCGGCGCCUGUGCUCUCUUCUCCAAGACCUGGAUUGAGGUCUCCGGCUCCAGCCCCCGCGAUGUUGCCAAGCAGCUCAAGGAUCAGGGUCUUGUCAUGGCUGGCCACCGCGACCAGAGCAUGUACAAGGAGCUGAAGCGUAUCAUUCCCACUGCUGCUGCCUUUGGCGGUGCCUGCAUUGGUGCUCUUUCUGUCGCCAGCGAUCUCAUGGGUGCUCUUGGCUCCGGAACCGGUACCCUUCUCGCUGUCACCAUCAUCUACGGAUACUUCGAGAUUGCUGCCAAGGAAGGCGACCUUGCUGGCAUGAAGGGCAUGAUCAUGGGCUAA
Metarhizium brunneum ARSEF 3297 is the source of this 1431-nucleotide messenger RNA. It is a transcript of the gene sec-61, whose product is annotated as Protein transport protein SEC61 subunit alpha. Gene Ontology annotation, cellular component: membrane; Sec61 translocon complex. NCBI's taxonomy places the organism in Eukaryota, Fungi, Ascomycota, Sordariomycetes, Hypocreales, Clavicipitaceae. Gene Ontology annotation, molecular function: signal sequence receptor activity; transmembrane protein transporter activity; ribosome binding. The record is from RefSeq and is a predicted model, not a curated record. Gene Ontology annotation, biological process: SRP-dependent cotranslational protein targeting to membrane, translocation; post-translational protein targeting to membrane, translocation.